This is a messenger RNA of Linum tenue, 3627 nucleotides long. NCBI's taxonomy places the organism in Eukaryota, Viridiplantae, Streptophyta, Magnoliopsida, Malpighiales, Linaceae. The record is from the annotation of a GenBank genome assembly.
CAGUACGUGAUCCGCCCCUGCCGCAAACUGUUCUCCAUCGAUGUACAGUGUAUCCACCACCGCCGCACAUACUCGUGAGUCGUGUCGUGAAAAGUGCACUUCGUCUUUUGCUACUGGGCAACACCUCCUGCCAUGCACACCAACCUAUUUCUUCCUCCAUCCAACGGUUCAUUUCCUCUGUUACCCUACCACGGGCGGCUCAGAUCAAGACCUCGAAGUCCAACACCCCCUCUCCCAGUCCGUCUCUGUGACUGUGGCCCCAGUUUGCACUACUUUCCCUUCUCCUCGGAGUCGGCACUAACCGGCAGUUUCCAAAAUCAGCUUACCAGAACCGCUCGAACCCAAAAAUCCGAGCAGCAUUUUUCACAGGCGGAGUGAGCACAAGCGAUGGAGAAGGAAAGAGAGCAGCAGGUUUACUUGGCUAGGCUCGCUGAGCAAGCAGAAAGAUAUGACGGUUAAGCCCCCAUCUCUACUAUUAUUCCUUGGAUCUAUUCAUGUCUGUCUUUUUCUGCUUUUAGUGGCUGCUCUAUUUGAGAUUGUUUGAGCUUUGGGCCUGAACUUUUUUUACGAAGGGUAAAAGUUAGACCGAAGAAAUGUCUGAACUUUUAAUUCGCCUCUUCUACUACCUGUUAUGGGUAUUCAGCUCUUCGGCAACUUGGUUGAUUGUUUUAGAUUUUUGGUUGCCUUUUUUUUGCCGUUGUUGUUAUUUGGCCGAGGUGAGAUUCUCCCAAUUACGCUUCUGGGUUAAGCUGUAGAAGUAAAAAAAUGUCGCUUUGUUUCCUUUGUGUUGAUUGCAAUUCGUACUGGUUCGUAAAUGAAGAAGAUUUUCUUCGAUAACAUUGUUGAUUAGAACUAUGAAAAUGAUACUGCUAUUGAGGUUCAUGGCAAUUGUGACCAGUGUUUGUUCUAGAAGUUCAUGCACUGAAAUGUUGCUUUCAUUGCAACACCAUCAAUCCCCAAUGGUUUUGUCUCGUCUUGAUGCGUGAAAUGUUGUUUCAGUGCAACACCAUCAUGUUCCUUGUCAGGAACGUGAGAGUUGUCUUUUAAGUCCUCUGUUUUUGGUUGUGCUAGUAUGUAAGUACGUUAUGAAGCUUCUGAAGCUGCUUGAUCAUGUGUAUCUUGAACUUUCACUGAGUUAGUUGCUCAUUUUGUUGCUUCUUCCACUCCUACUACUUGCAGAGAUGGUCGAAGCAAUGAAGAAUGUUGCUAAGUUGGACUUGGAACUGACAGUGGAGGAGAGGAAUCUGGUUUCUGUGGGUUACAAGAAUGUGAUUGGAGCAAGGAGGGCAUCCUGGCGUAUAUUGUCCUCGAUCGAACAAAAGGAAGAGGCCAAGGGGAAUGAACAAAAUGUGAAGAGGAUCAAAGAGUACAGGCAGAGGGUUGAGGAUGAGCUUGCAAAGAUUUGUAAUGACAUACUGUCGGUCAUUGAUCAGCAUCUUAUUCCCUCAGCCACGUCAGGGGAGUCGACCGUGUUUUACUAUAAGAUGAAAGGAGACUACUGCCGUUAUUUGGCUGAGUUCAAGGGUACUGAUGAUCGCAAAGAGGCUGCUGAUCAAUCACUCAAGGCGUACGAGGCUGCCGCCUCAACUGCCGCAUCAGAUCUGCCGCCUACUCAUCCAAUCAGGCUUGGUUUAGCUCUGAACUUUUCAGUCUUCUACUAUGAGAUUUUGAACUCUCCUGAAAGGGCUUGCCAUCUUGCUAAACAAGCCUUUGAUGAAGCUAUAGCAGAACUCGAUAGUCUAAAUGAAGAGUCGUACAAGGAUAGUACUCUCAUCAUGCAGCUGCUUAGGGAUAAUCUCUCUUUGUGGACCACAGAUCUAGCCGAGGAAGGAGGUAAGCCGAGCAUUGUCUAUUGCCUUCUUGAGUACCAGACCUGUCAGUGCAUGAAUGUUGCUAUCUAUGCUGGCUCUUUUUUAAGUGAGCCGUCUAAAGGUGAUGAAGCAUAAGCAUAGAAUUAGCCUGAAGAGGAUUGCUAUUCUUUUUAAAAGGACUGGGUUCAUGUUGGGAGGGGAAGGAAGGCCCUGGCGAAGAUUAAUCCUUGUUUGCAGGAGUUAUAGAAGUAGAUGAGCGGUGUGGCCGAUUAACUUGUAUCUAAUGUGGUGAAAGAUUCAUUCCAUCACGGGCUGUUCGAUGUUGUGUUUUUCUUUAUCUCCAAGAACACAAAGAAACUCGAAUUUGAAACUGAGUUGAUUGUAGUUUCCCCUUGCAAUCAUGUUUCGAUGUUGUCUGUGAUUCAAAGUUUUCAAUCUAACCAACAAUGGGGACUGAGAGCAACAUCAGGAAACCAACAGAUUUGCCAAUAAUGAUGAUGAGGUUGGUGAAUAUACAAUGGCACAAUGCAGGUAUUGGCGAUUCAGUGAGAAGCAGUCGCAGUUCCAUUGCAUUCUUCGGUAUGCUUGUGAUUGGGGUUCGAGUCGUUUCCUGAAGCAGGCAACUUGGAGCUGUAGGAAUCAACGAGAAAUGUUCUCAAGAGCUUGACGAACUCCUUGGGCUUCUCUACGUUGAAAGCAUGCCCUGCAUUCUUGAUCACCUGAAGCUCUGCAUUCUCCCCCACAUGCCUCUUCAUCCUGUAGGCAAGCUCCACCGGAAAAACUUGAUCUUUCUCUCCCCAGAUGAUCAGUGUCGGCUGAGAAAUCUUGGGAAUGUCGGAGAGCCUCCUUCCUUUGGGAAUAGCUUUCAGCAGAUCUUUCUUCUCUUCCGUGAAUUCCCCACACAUCGACUCGAUGAAAUCGGUGAGCAAGCAAGGUGGAAGCAAACCCACCGGCGGCGGCCGGAAAAAAGCAUAACCCACAAGCUCCCUCAGCUUAUCGGGACACUGCGGGACCAGAAUCUUCGCCGCUUCCUCCAAAUCCGAAACGCUGAAGAUCCCAUCCUCUUUCAAAUCCUUCUCCUCCAUACAAACCCCGGAGCAGCAGAUCACCACUCUGUCCACCGCGUCCCUGAACUGGGCCGCCAUGCUGUAGCCCACGAACCCGCCGUAGCUGAGCCCGACGACGCUGAGCUUGCGGACCGGACUGGGCUGCCGCUGCAGGGCCCGCAUCAGGGACCGGGCCUGGAAACCCUCGGUCCGGUCGGGUCGGGUCGUGAAGGAGUCGCCGAAGAAGACGAGGUCGGGAACGUAGAGGUUGAAGUGAGGGACGAAGUGGCGGAUGACGUCCCCCCACUGCCAGAGAGCGUUGGCGCCGAAGCCGUGGAUGAGGAGGAGGUUGGGCUUUGUCGGGUCGGGCGAUUUGGGUACCCAGCAGUGGAUUACGGUGCCGUCUUGGAGGUCCGAGACGGUGGAUCGGAGCCCCGAGGAGGAGAAGGCUGAUCUGUAACACCAGUUCCUGGUCUCCGUCAGGCUGAAGCACGCUGGCAUUGUUUCUAGAAGGAACUAAUUGAGAGAAAACCCAGUCAGCUGGGAAAUGGAGGGUGAAGAGAUUGGGGGAAGAAUUGAAGGGAAUUAUAAUGGUGGUGGGAAGUGGGGAAGGAAGAAAGUGAGGUUCUGGUCCACAGGCUGGAAGAAAUAAAAGAGGGGUGGUUAAGUUGAUGACGACGACGCUGCGAGUCUGUCUCCUGCCUUGCUCUGGGUCUACUCUACACAGUUGAGAAUGGAGUGAUUAUUAUGAUAUCCAUCUUUUAUUGAUU